Macrosiphum euphorbiae (potato aphid) is the source of this 1221-nucleotide messenger RNA. The record is from the annotation of a GenBank genome assembly. Lineage: Eukaryota; Metazoa; Arthropoda; Insecta; Hemiptera; Aphididae.
AUGUCUUCGAAAAAUGAAGAGGAUGAAGCUAUAUCCAAUUUUAGAAAAUAUUUACAGAUACCUACCGUCCACCCCAAUGUCGAUUACAGUGAAUGUGUCCAAUUUCUACAGUGUCAAGCUGAAAGUUUAGGACUACCAUCAAAAAUUCACUAUAUGGCACCAAAAAAACCGGUUGUUAUUAUUACACUACAAGGAAAAAAACCUGAGUUACAAUCUCUGUUGCUCACAUCGCAUAUGGACGUCGUACCAGUUUAUCCAGAAAAAUGGACAUAUGAUCCAUUUUCGGCUUACAAAGAUGCACAAGGAAACAUAUACGCUAGAGGAGCACAAGAUAUGAAAUGCGUCGGUAUACAAUAUUUAGAAACAAUAAGAAGAUUCAAAAAUAAUAAUUUAAUUCUUGAUAGGACCAUUCACGUUUCUUUCAUGCCUGGACGCCUGGUAUGUCUAUAUAUUUUUGAUGAAGAAAUCGGAGGAACUUUAGGUAUGGCCCAUUUCGUUAAGACCGAUGAAUUCCGUUCUUUGAAUAUUGGAUUUACAUUAGAUGAAGGUUUGGCAACUAUAGACGAUGUUAUUCCUUUAUAUUACGGCGAAAGAACAAUUUGGCAAUUCUACAUUCGAAGCACCGGCACUCCAGGUCACGCAUCACUACUUCAUGAUAAUACUGCAGCUGAAAAAUUGAUAUUCGUGGUAAAUAAAAUAUUGGGCUGGAGGACGGAGGAAAAGUUAAAAUUGUCCCAAGGAAUGGAUAUCGGAGAAGUUACUUCUGUGAAUAUGACAAUGUUGGAUGGUGGAUGUCAACUAAACGUUGUACCGCCAGAGCUGUCAGCUGGUUUCGAUGUUCGGUUGGAUAUUGGCACAGAUCGCCGUGCUAUGGAGGAUAUCAUAACUGGGUGGUGCCACGAAGCUGGCGAGGGUAUACGAAUGGAACUUUUCAAAGCAAAUGAACAGACUACACCGACUAAGCUAGAUGGUUCAAACCCUUGGUGGUUAAAAUUUAAAAGUGAAUGCGAUGAAAUGAAUUUAAAACUAAAACCAUCUAUUUGUCCUGGGGCCGGUGAUAGCAGAUACAUCAGACUAAUUGGUAUUCCCGCACUUGGAUUCUCUCCAAUGAUGUACACUCCUGUGCUUUUACACGAUCACGAUGAAUAUUUGAAUGAAAAUACAUUUUUGGACGGAAUUAAUAUUUAUUAUAACAUAAUUAAAGGUUUAGCAACUGAAUAA